UUUUCUUUGUCUCUUCUCCUUACUUUUUUUUUUCAUUAGUAUGACAAGAACGAAUCAAAAGGCUCGAAGAAGAAGUAAACUUAAAAAACCAGUACAAGAAGCUAGUACUGCGAAAUCCAACACCAAAGUGAAACAAGAAACAAAGAAGAGAAAGCGCAAUGGCAACGAUAACCAAAACACUGACAACGUAAAGAAACGCAAACCAGACAAGCAAACAAAGCAAGUCAAAAAAGAGGAAAUAAAGAAAAAGAGAAAGAACAAGAGAAAAUUGAAACGUGUAAAGAAAAUGGCUCAAUCUAAAGAACAAUCCGACCAACCUAUUGUUAUAUCUGACGAUGACGAUAACGAUAACGACGACGACGACGACGACGACGACGACAAUUCUUUACUUGAUUCUUCCAAUACUCUCGACAAACCUAUUGAAAUAUCCGACGAUGAAUCUGAAGUAGAAGAAGGUGAACUACAGGAUGACCAGGUUAUUGUUUCUCCAGAAUCUCGACAGGGUAAGUAGUCUUCUUCUUAGGUUGGAGAAACAAAUUAAGUUUUUUUUAUUUUAUUUUUUAAUAGAUAUGGAGGAGGAUUAUAUUGCACUUGGAUCGGAUGAAAAUGAUAAAUCAGGGCAAUUAGAUGAAGACGAACGACCGUAUCAUUAUCCUUGGUGGGAGCAAACAACUGAUAAUACCAUGGCAAGUUUCCAAGCUGAAAUCGAGGAUUUUGUCAACUUCCUUCAACCAACCCAAGAAGAAAUCAAUAUACGACACUAUUUGAUUCACAAAAUUCGAUACCAUAUUCGCCAACGCUGGAGUGAUGCCAAAGUACAUGUAUUUGGAAGUUUCAAAACUAAUACCUUUCUUCCUGACAGUGACAUGGAUUUGAUGGUAGAAUUACCUGGCUAUCCAACAAGUUCUGAUUUAUAUACUGUAGCAAGUGUACUUUAUCAAGCUAAAGUGUCUAAACGCUAUCCGACUGUGAUUGGCAAAGCAACGGUACCUGUCGUUAAGUUUGAAGAAAGAUUGACGGGACUGAAGGUGGAUAUUAUCCUCAAUUCUUUUGGUGGUGUAGAUUGUGCAACCUAUGUCUCAAGGAAACUGUCAGAAUAUCCUGGUGCAAGACAAUUGACAUUGAUCAUCAAACAUAUUGUGGCUCUUCGAGAAGUAAAUGAAGUAUAUACCGGUGGCAUAGGUGGAUUUGGUGUUGUUUGUAUGGUGAUCAGCUUUUUACAGAUGCAUCCAAUGGUCGCUUCUGGCACAAUCGAUCCUCAAAAAAAUCUAGGAACACUAUUAUUGGACUUUUUACAACUUUAUGGGAUUCAUUUUGCAGUGGGAAAGGUGGCUAUUUCUGUAAGUCAUAAAGGGAAAUACUAUCCAAAGAUGACCAAUUGCUUGCGACAAGGUAAACCAGUAUUUUCUAUUGAAGAUCCUUUAGACGCCAAGAACGAUAUUGGAGUCAAAUCAUUCAAUGCGCUAACAGUGGUCAAAGUCUUCCGAAGAGCAUAUGUGGAUAUGACAAACAGAGCAUACGCCAUGCUACGAUCAACACAACCCAAAAAAGAGUGCUUAUUGACCUAUAUAGGCUAUAUUCCUGAAUCCAUGAUCCAACAACGUAAUAUCAUCGCACAAGCUUAUGAUGAACAACUUUGGCAAGAUGAUCCUGCUGCUGAUUCCUUUGUUUGGCCCACCUAAUCUAGCUUUAUGUAUAUAUUUAUCGUCUUUUUUUAUUUCCCCAUCCAUUCCAAUCUGUAUAUGCAAUAAAAAUAAUAUGUAUCAUCAUUUUCAUCAUCAUCAACAACGAUAACAGCAGAUUUAUU
Molecule: messenger RNA, 1807 nt
Organism: Halteromyces radiatus
Lineage: Eukaryota; Fungi; Mucoromycota; Mucoromycetes; Mucorales; Cunninghamellaceae
Exons: 6
Coding region: 468-1682 (404 amino acids)
Biological process (GO): RNA 3'-end processing
Cellular component (GO): nucleolus; TRAMP complex
Molecular function (GO): poly(A) RNA polymerase activity; mRNA binding
Source: RefSeq, a predicted model, not a curated record